ACAAAGGGCCUUAUUUAGGUUGCGCAGGCGCCCGCUGGCCAUUUCGUCUUAGCCACGCAGAAGUCAGGUUUCUGGGUGAGUCUCGGUGGGUCCUCGCUUGCAGUUCAGCGACCACCUUUGUUUCGACGCCGGACCGCGUAAGAGACGAUGAUGUUGGGCACCGAAGGCGGAGAGGGAUUCGUGGUGAAGGUCCGGGGCUUGCCGUGGUCUUGCUCGGCCGAUGAAGUGCAGAGGUUUUUUUCUGACUGCAAAAUUCAAAAUGGGGCUCAAGGUAUUCGUUUCAUCUACACCAGAGAAGGCAGACCAAGUGGCGAGGCUUUUGUUGAACUUGAAUCAGAAGAUGAAGUCAAAUUGGCCCUGAAAAAAGACAGAGAAACUAUGGGACACAGAUAUGUUGAAGUAUUCAAGUCAAACAACGUUGAAAUGGAUUGGGUGUUGAAGCAUACUGGUCCAAAUAGUCCUGACACGGCCAAUGAUGGCUUUGUACGGCUUAGAGGACUUCCCUUUGGAUGUAGCAAGGAAGAAAUUGUUCAGUUCUUCUCAGGGUUGGAAAUCGUGCCAAAUGGGAUAACAUUGCCGGUGGACUUCCAGGGGAGGAGUACGGGGGAGGCCUUCGUGCAGUUUGCUUCACAGGAAAUAGCUGAAAAGGCUCUAAAGAAACACAAGGAAAGAAUAGGGCACAGGUAUAUUGAGAUCUUUAAGAGCAGUAGAGCUGAAGUUAGAACUCAUUAUGAUCCACCACGAAAGCUUAUGGCCAUGCAGCGGCCAGGUCCCUAUGACAGACCUGGGGCUGGCAGAGGGUAUAACAGCAUUGGCAGAGGAGCUGGCUUUGAGAGGAUGAGGCGCGGUGCUUACGGUGGAGGCUAUGGAGGCUAUGACGAUUACAAUGGCUAUAAUGAUGGCUAUGGAUUUGGGUCAGAUAGAUUUGGAAGAGACCUCAAUUACUGUUUUUCAGGAAUGUCUGAUCACAGGUACGGGGAUGGUGGCUCUACUUUCCAGAGCACAACAGGACACUGUGUACACAUGCGUGGAUUACCUUACAGAGCUACUGAGAAUGACAUUUAUAAUUUUUUUUCACCACUCAAUCCUGUGAGAGUACACAUUGAAAUUGGUCCUGAUGGCAGAGUAACUGGUGAAGCAGAUGUCGAGUUUGCAACUCAUGAAGAUGCCGUGGCAGCUAUGUCAAAAGACAAAGCAAAUAUGCAACACAGAUAUGUAGAACUCUUCUUGAAUUCUACAGCAGGAGCAAGCGGUGGUGCUUACGAACACAGAUAUGUAGAACUCUUCUUGAAUUCUACAGCAGGAGCAAGCGGUGGUGCUUAUGGUAGCCAAAUGAUGGGAGGCAUGGGCUUGUCAAACCAGUCCAGUUACGGUGGCCCAGCCAGCCAGCAGCUGAGUGGAGGUUACGGAGGCGGCUAUGGUGGCCAGAGCAGCAUGAGUGGAUACGACCAAGUUUUACAGGAAAACUCCAGUGAUUUUCAAUCAAACAUUGCAUAGGUAACCAAGGAGCAAUGAACAGCAGCUACUACAGUAGUGGAAGCCGUGCAUCUAUGGGCGUGAACGGAAUGGGAGGGAUGUCUAGCAUGUCCAGUAUGAGUGGUGGAUGGGGAAUGUAAUUGAUCUGUCCUGAUCACUGACUCUUUUAAGGUUUUUUUUUUUUUUUUUUUUUUUUAAGAAAAAAAACUUCAGUUUAACAGUUUCUGCAAUACAAGCUUGUGAUUUAUGCUUACUCUAAGUGGAAAUCAGGAUUGUUAUGAAGACUUAAGGCCCAGUAUUUUUGAAUACAAUACUCAAUCUAGGAUGUAACAGUGAAGCUGAGUAAACUAUAACUGUUAAACUUAAGUUCCAGCUUUUCUCAAGUUAGUUAUAGGGUGUACUUAAGCAGUAAGCGUAUUUAGGUAAAAGCAGUUGAAUUAUGUUAAAUGUUGCCCUUUGCCACGUUACAUUGAACACUGUUUGGAUGCAUGUUGAAAGACAUGCUUUUAUUUUUUUGUAAAACUCAAUAUAGGAGCUAUGUCUACAAUUAAAAGUGAAACAUUUUGGCAUGUUCGUUAAUUCUAGUUUCAUUUAAUAACCUGUAAGGCACGUAAGUUUAAGCUUUUUUUUCUUUUUUUUUUUUUUAAGUUAAUGGGAAAAUUUUGAGACGCAAUACCAGUACUUUAGGAUUUUGGUCUUGGUGUUUGUAUGAAAUUCUGAGGCCUUGAUUUAAAUCUUUCAUUGUAUUGUGAUUUCCUUUUAGGUAUAUUGCGCUAAGUGAAACUUGUCAAAUAAAUCCUCCUUUUAAAAACUGCA
Molecule: messenger RNA, 2292 nt
Organism: Mandrillus leucophaeus (drill)
Lineage: Eukaryota; Metazoa; Chordata; Mammalia; Primates; Cercopithecidae
Gene: HNRNPH1
Product: heterogeneous nuclear ribonucleoprotein H1 (H)
Exons: 14
Coding region: 148-1497 (449 amino acids)
Biological process (GO): regulation of RNA splicing
Cellular component (GO): ribonucleoprotein complex; nucleoplasm
Molecular function (GO): RNA binding
Source: RefSeq, a predicted model, not a curated record